AUGCUGGCCAGAUCCUUCACUGUUUCUUUGGCCUGUGCUGCCCUCGCGUUUGCACAGAGCGCUUCGCUUACUGUCCCACCUGCUGCAGAGACGCUCGCUGCCAAGAUCACGCCUGCAGAGCUUCCUCUUUUCGAUGGCGAGACCAUACAACUGACAGACGAUGUCGUAGCUACGCUCCUACAGAACCCUGAUCUUGCAGAGUAUGCGUCACUGUACGAGUUCGAGGACAGCUCGAACUCUACGCUUUCGGUGCGGGCACGCCGCACUCGUAGAGCUCUUCGUUGCAAGACUAUGCCUGGGGAUGAAUUAUAUCCGAGCAAAGCUGCGUGGAGUGUUUUCGACACCUUACUUGGCGGUGCUCUGGAGAAGAUUGUUCCUAUAGGCUCGUCCUGCUACAAGAAAUCCGAGUAUGACAACUACGAUGCCGCAAAGUGCGCGAACCUGGUGAAGAACUUCGAUCAAGAAGAGAUUUACUAUGUUGAUAACGGUGCACUGAUGAACCCUCUGUGGUAUGGAAUGACCUGUCCCAUUCCCACUUCAGGCGACUCCGCCAACGGAACUUGCACCCAAGGUGGCUACUCGGAGUAUGCUGUAAAGAUCAGCAACGUUGCGCAGAUUCAGUUAGCAGUGAACCUCGCACGCAACCUCAACCUUCGCCUAGUCGUUCGCAACACUGGUCAUGACUACAACGGUCGCUCGGUAGGGAAAGGUGCACUGAGUAUCUGGACGCAUGGCCUCAAGGAGAUCAAGUAUGUCAAAAACUACAAGAGUUCGAUGUACAAUGGACCGGUCUUCAAAGUCGGAGCGGGCGUCCAAGGUUUCGAGCUCUACCAAGCUGCCGACAAAUAUGGCGUCUCCGCUAUCGCUGGUAUCUGCCCUACCGUGGGUGUGUUUGGAGGCUACUCUACAGGCGGCGGGCACAGUCCUCUAAUGCAGUUGUUCGGCGUGGGGUCUGAUCAAAUCGUCGCUCUCGAAGUCGUCCUUGCUAGUGGCCGUUUCAUUACUGUUACCCCAGAGGUCAACAGUGAUCUUUACUGGGCCAUGUUAGGCGGUGGAGGCGGUACCUUCGGCGUGAUCACAUCUGCUGUAGUCAAGGUCCACCGCAAGGUCCCGGUCACUCAGUCUUCCUGGACCAUCAUGACGUCCGAGGCUGUUACAGUCGAAAAGUUCUGGGAGGCAUUUAAGUUCUUUUUCGACAACAUUCCCGUUUACAACCGAGCGAAAACCUACUCCUAUUUCUCCCUCAUGAAGCUCGCACCAGGAACUUACAUGUGGUCGAUGGGCCCAUUCUUUGCCACGGACAAGACAGUCGAAGAGUAUGACGCUCUUAUCAAGCCUUUCUACGAGAAGUGUGCCUCGCUUGGUAUUGAGCUCAGCCCCAAUACAACCCACCACGACAGUUUCUACCCAGCCUACCAGGCGACAUUUGGCACCUUCAACUAUUACAUUGGUGGCGCCACAGGUAUUGCGGCCAACCGUUUGUUGACAUCGGAAAACUGGGAGAACUCUGAGAUUCGCAACCAAACAGUGGCCGCUAUUCAGCAGAUUGUGGAAAAUGCUAUGAUGAUAAAUAUGUACCACCAGCGCCCUAUCGACCCGGAACAAAAGGGUAUCAAUUCUGUCAACCCUGCUUUCCGCAACGAAGAGAGCCAGAUGGUCGUCAUCAACAAUGUCCCCGAAGAAUCCGCUGCGGGGUGGCAAGCUACCGUCGAAAAGAUCACCACUGAGGUCAUGGCUCCUCUACGUGAGAUAUCACCCGCUGGCGGCGCGUACGGUAAUGAGGCCGACAUCGCCGAGCCGGAUUGGCAACAAUCUUUCUGGGGCUCCAACUACCCCAGGCUCCAGCAGAUCAAGAAGAAGUAUGAUCCUGGUAUGCUCUUCUAUGUGCAUCAUGGUGUUGGCACCGAAGGCUGGGCCAUUGAUGACAACGGCAUUAUCGGCGCGGGUGUUCAGUCGACGGACGGUCCAUUGUGUCGCGUGUAG
This is a messenger RNA of Alternaria postmessia, 1983 nucleotides long. RefSeq lists its product as uncharacterized. The record is from RefSeq and is a predicted model, not a curated record. NCBI's taxonomy places the organism in Eukaryota, Fungi, Ascomycota, Dothideomycetes, Pleosporales, Pleosporaceae. The coding region runs from base 1 to 1983 and encodes 660 amino acids. Gene Ontology annotation, molecular function: oxidoreductase activity; FAD binding. The transcript has 4 exons.